Molecule: messenger RNA, 1832 nt
Organism: Suhomyces tanzawaensis NRRL Y-17324
Lineage: Eukaryota; Fungi; Ascomycota; Pichiomycetes; Serinales; Debaryomycetaceae
Exons: 1
Coding region: 187-1617 (476 amino acids)
Source: RefSeq, a predicted model, not a curated record
AAAGACUUCCGGUCACGAUCAUGAAGGAUCUCCAGAUUCGUAUUAGGGCAUUUUGAUUGCACCCAGAGAGGGGGCUCCUAACGUUUCGCAGUCAAUUUUUGCAAUCAUCUGAAACCACACUGAGGAAAGCUCAAAACAACGGGUGUCUAUUUAACCAAAGCACAGUAUGAGCAGAUGUGACCAGAAAUGAUUCCGCUACGGAGGAACGCUAGGGAAAUACUAGCUCGAAGAAGCAAAAUCCACCCCAUCAGCGGAACAAGGUCCCAGACACCGUCAGCUGGAUCCAACAGAACCAACAGCAAAAGCGCGUCAGAAUGGUCAAACUGUGACAGUUAUACUGCGGAAGACGAUGAUGAUGACAUUUACUGUCCCUCUUGGCUCAAGGAUAGGCAGUUAUGUUCCGAAAGGCCUUUUGAGCCGGAUAGUUUCGAGGGGUGGAUGUAUUCAUUCUUCGAGUAUCUUGAGAGAGAACUCGAGUAUUUUGAGUCCAUGCUUGCAAAACACUGCUAUUGCUUCGGAUUUAACACUAGGGAGUCGGGCCUUGUGUUUGGUGAGGUGUGUUUGUUUGAAAACUACAACAGGCGACCCGUUCAUAGCUGGAAGAAGGUGGUUGGCAAGGAAAGCGAGCCACCAUUACAGUUCGAAAGACUGGCUGAGAUUGACACCAUUUUUAGCGAGAUGCUUGCUGGAUGCAGCAGGCUCCAGCCGACUUUAUUAUCUCUUCACACGACACUUCCGUUGAAGUAUACGGUUAUUGGAACCACCCUCAGGGGCCGGGCCCAGGACGACGUCAAGAGUUUGGUGCUUCGUCCGUUGGAGCAGGUGUUCCAGUAUCCGCGAUACUUGACUGCACUAAUCAACUUGGCACCCUCCAGGGUGGUUUCUGACCAUUGCAAGAGCGAGAUGCUCCGCACGCUCCGUACAAUCAACCAGAUUUUGACACAGCUCCGCGACACCAACGACGAGAAUAUGGUGGAUACGUGGGCAAAGUACUUGGCACCGGACCCUAUGCAGGGUGGGCGGCCAGAAGUGUCCUCCAGCCAUGAUCUUGGCGGGACUUUCGAGGUCCAGUUGCGGUCUGCAGACGAUCUCAGGAUCGUUGGGUGCAAAACGGUUUGGCCCUACCAGAAACCACCGCGGGAAAAUCCGCACCUCGCCAGGCUAGUGCACCACCAGACGAAGUGCCUCGUGCACGUACGGAAACAGCUCCAGGGCCACGUCCACCAGUUGGGGGUGUUCAGCCGGGAACAGCUUCGCUACAGCACGCUCUGGACCGAGACAAUGGUGGAAACCCGUGCCAGUGGCAACUACAUCGCCUCCAUGUACGAGUGUUUCGAGCAGAAAAACCAGUUCCAGGGCGAGCGCACCACCGCGGCGAUCCGCCAGUUGCGGGGGCUUAUCGCGCAGAUCUCGCGCGCCGUUGCGGCGCCGGCGAUUUGCCCCGAGGUGGUGCACCAUCUCCAAGAACUCGCCACCCUCGUGUGGAGUCGGUUCGUGGAGAUCUCCCGCCAGUGGUACGCGGCCCACGGCAGCCAUCGCCACUACACGGUGGGCGCUAUUGCGUCCCACUACCAGCAAUCGUUCCAGGUGGCCACGGCAACCAUCCGAAAAAUGUGACACGCAUCCGUGCAAAAUGUGAUGAGGGUGCCAGCGCGUGGUGGUGCCGAAAAGACCUGACUGUGGCCGACCCACCCGGAUGGUGACACAUGGCCAGCACCACAGUACCAGCACUACUACCACUGCCACUACCAGCACCACCCCACAACCACCAUCUACUAGGCGACACGUCAUCCACAUGCCAGUACCGCCCCUACUGCCACCCCCUGGCCACC